Molecule: messenger RNA, 2085 nt
Organism: Calypte anna (Anna's hummingbird)
Lineage: Eukaryota; Metazoa; Chordata; Aves; Apodiformes; Trochilidae
Gene: VDR
Product: vitamin D receptor
Exons: 12
Coding region: 281-1636 (451 amino acids)
Biological process (GO): cell differentiation; positive regulation of transcription by RNA polymerase II; multicellular organism development
Cellular component (GO): nucleus
Molecular function (GO): zinc ion binding; nuclear receptor activity; vitamin D response element binding
Source: RefSeq, a predicted model, not a curated record
UGAGCGAAAACCCACUCAGGGACGCCGUUUCUGAGGAAAAACUCCCCUCGCUGCCCCGCCGUGGGUCGCCUUUCCCGGGGAUUUUUCCUCCAUCCCUGAGCCCUCCCUGUGUUGGAUGUGACUCCCAGGAGGUUUUGAUCAGUGAAUUCCCAGCUCAGGGAUAACGAAGGCGCCAGGAACUUUCCUCCACCAGGAAUCCAUGCUGCCUGCCCCAGGCAUCAGGACCUCCUGAGGUGACAUCUGAGCUCUGUCUUCUGGUCACUGGGACACUGGUGGCUCCAUGUCCCAGCUCCAGAGCUCCUGGGAAGUGUCCCAGCAGAACAGGACAGAUUUUCCUGAUGCAGACAUGGAGCCUGUGGCUGCCAGCACCUCACUGCCCGACCCGGCUGCUGACUUGGACCGGAACCUCCCCAGGAUCUGUGGGGUCUGUGGGGACAGAGCCACGGGGUUCCACUUCAAUGCCAUGACCUGUGAGGGCUGCAAGGGUUUCUUCAGGAGAAGCAUGAAGAGGAAAGCCAUGUUCACCUGUCCCUUCAGUGGGGACUGCAGGAUCACCAAGGACAACAGGAGGCACUGCCAGGCCUGCAGGCUGAAACGUUGUGUGGACAUUGGGAUGAUGAAGGAGUUCAUCCUGACCGACGAGGAGGUGCAGAGGAAGCGGGAGAUGAUCCUGAAACGCAAGGAGGAGGAGGCACUCAAGGAGAGCCUGAAGCCCAAGCUCUCUGAGGAGCAGCAGAAGGUCAUUGAGAUCCUUCUCCAGGCUCAUCGCAAAACCUUCGACCCCACCUACUCUGACUUCACCAAAUUCCGGCCCCCUGUGAGAAGCAGCUCCAGGAGCAGGGGGACAGGCAGAGCCUCCUCCAUUCUCACCCAGGACCUCUCAUCCGAGGAUUCCAGUGACCUUUUUGGCUCUGAUGCCUUCAGCACAAUCUCAGAGCCUGUGGAGCCUCCAAUAUUUUCCAACCUGGUCCUCUCCGAGGAGAAUGAGGACAGCUCCUCUAUGAACAUUGGCUUCUCCCACCUCUCCAUGCUCCCACACUUGGCUGACCUGGUCAGCUACAGCAUCCAGAAGGUGAUUGGCUUUGCCAAAAUGAUCCCAGGAUUCAGGGACCUGACAGCAGAGGACCAGAUUGCUCUGCUCAAAUCCAGUGCCAUCGAGGUGAUCAUGCUACGCUCCAACCAGUCCUUCACCCUGGAUGACAUGAGCUGGACCUGUGGCAGCAGUGACUUCAAGUACCGCAUCAGCGACGUCACCCAGGCUGGCCACAGCAUGGACCUGCUGGAACCACUGGUGAAAUUCCAGGUUGGUUUGAAGAAGCUGAACCUCCACGAUGAAGAACAUGUGCUCCUCAUGGCCAUCUGCAUCUUGUCCCCAGAUCGCCCUGGAGUCCAGGACACUUCCUUGGUGGAAUCCCUUCAGGAUCACCUCUCAGAGAUCCUUCAAACCUACAUCCAGGUCCGACACCCCCUUCCUGGGAGCCGUCUCCUUUAUCCCAAGAUGAUCCAGAAGUUGGCUGACCUGCGGAGCCUCAACGAGGAGCAUUCCCGGCAGUACCGCUGCCUCUCCCUGCAGCCCCAGCAUUCCAUGCACCUCACACCUCUGGUCCUCGAGGUUUUUGGCAACGAAAUCUCCUGAUUCCCAACUCCUCACCUCCCCCUUCCCAAAAAAAUCACCCUCUGAUCCAGGCCUGCUUGGGAAGUUUUGGAUGCAGAGGGUCCUGCACUGCUCCAGUUCCUCCUCCGCUUGGACCCAAGAUCCAUUGGUUUCUCCUCAGUUUUUGUCACUUCCUUACCCUCUGCCACCACAUUUGGCCUUUUCUGGAGCUCAAAUCCCAUUUUUUUUUGGACCCUGGGAAUGGUUGAAAGGAGAAGCCCUGAGGUGAUUUCCUCAGGGGGGGGGGUGGGGGGGACACAUUCCUGAGGCUUUUGCUCUCUUCCUAAAGACCCCCAACAUGUGUUCCCCCCCAGUUCCAAACUGGGGACACCAGUGGAUGUCCCACAGCCCUGCUGGGAAACGUGGUGGAGUCCAUCCCCCUCCCUCCCCCCCCCAAAAUGUGUCACCAGUUCAACCAGUCCCACUAGCCA